Ectocarpus sp. CCAP 1310/34 is the source of this 3963-nucleotide messenger RNA. NCBI's taxonomy places the organism in Eukaryota, Phaeophyceae, Ectocarpales, Ectocarpaceae. The record is from the annotation of a GenBank genome assembly.
GUUGCUGUCCUUCCCAGUCGGUUCCUCGCUUUCUCCCUCAUUGCACUCAAGGUUCUUGGUCUGAAAAAAAUAAAAAUUCUCGCGCCGAAUGGUCAACCAGCCUAGUUCAGCUCGUCGCCACCUGCUCCCUCCUCCUUUGAUGGCGAAGCCAGGUUACUGAGGCAAUACAGCUCCCUCUAGCAAACCUAGGGCCGUGUAGUGCCCGUCCACCUUUCUGAUGAUGUCUGCCUCCGCGCACAAAAAUGAGAUGGGCAUCACUGCCAACGCCGACGGCCAGAAAGGCCCGCGCAUCUACAUUUUCCCGCCUGACCCCAUCAGUGCCGACCCAACUCCACCACCACACGCACGCCUCGCGGCGGAGAUUGCGUACUGUUAAUUCCGCCGCCGAUCAUCUCCGCACGAAGAGACUUUCGUCAAACGACUGCUGUUUUGGCACCUGAACACACAUGUGGCUUCCAAGAACAGAGAGCCACAUCACGGCACAUGCACGUCGUGUCAGUUGGAGUAGGUGAGGGGCAGGCGACGAAUUAGUUCCCUGCCGGAACACACACUUCGACACUGCUGGACGUUUUGUCAAAUUCGACGAGCUCGACAAGCAAGCCUUGCCCCCUGCAACUCAACGGAAAAAGGCUCCGGGUGUGACCAGUUUUGGGCUCCGCUCAGAUUGGACCCUCUCGCGUGUGUGUAGGUUGCGCCACCAGCGUUGUGUGCAUCUGGCGUGCUUAUCGGACAGCGGCAUGGAGGAACCCCUGGCAUCGAGCGAUCGCCUCAGAAGCAGUGAAAGAGGGGCGGAAGGUGUGGCCUGGCAACCUGCGGAAGAGAGUAGAGGUUGGAGAUGGUUUCCUUUCUGCCGCGGCGGGAGGACGACCGUUUCUCCCACACAGGAUUCGCUGGCCUCUAGAUAUGGGCUUCUCGAUGUGGCGGAGAUUCGGAGUAAGGACUUGAUGACGGUGGUUGUCAACGGGAUAAUAAUGACCCUGCUGUACCUGCUUCUUGGGGCAUUGUGGCUGAUGAUCUCCGACUCUUGGAGCUUCACCGACACUGUGUAUUUCAUGAGCACUUCUAUGCUAACGAUCGGAUACGGAGAUGUCGUAGUCAAUGAGCGGGGUACGGAUCGGUUGUUAGAUUCCGUGCUCAUCGCUCUGGGCCUGUUUUCGAUCACCAUUUGGGCCGCCUGUGCCAGCCAAUGGUUGAGCUCCGCCCGGUCGAGGCGUGUUGAGGGACAUGGACCCGUGGCUGAGUUUGACGCUGAGCUCUCCAUCCGAAAAUACCGCUGGAAGCUAAUCCACCGCCUCGUCGUUCUUUUGGUGGUGAUCGUAAUCGGGGUUGUCGCGUUCAUGCUCGGGGAGGGGACGUCGUUUCCGACCAGCUUCUACUGGGUGAUCGUAACCUCUAGCACCAUCGGCUACGGAGACGUGGUGCCGACCUCCCCGGCCAUGAAGUGGUUCACCUCGUUCUAUAGCAUUGCUGCCACUGGCGCCAUGCUGGAGGCGCUGCGAUUUGCGGGCACUUUCCCCUUCACAGUCUGGACAUUGAGGGCGGAGGCAAAGGUGUUCGGCCAGUUCUCCAGGAGAAACACCGCCGCGGGAGGGGCGGCGGCGGCGAGUCUGGCAGAUUCUGCCGUCACCGAACUCCUGGGGAUACCACCGGAGGAGCGGCCUGGCGGGGUUUUAGGCAGGUCUGACGUGGCACUCUCCAUGUUGCUGUUGCUGAACCGAGUGAGCUACGACGACGUUCAGCAGGUUUCCAGAAUAUAUGACAACUUGAAGGCGGAUCGUGACGAUGCUGCAUUGGCGAGGCCACCGCUCCAAGUGCAGGCGGGGGUGGGGUCACAGAGAUCCUGAAUAAAGCUGUUGUAUCGACGGCAGCAUGUUGUACGUGCAUGCACUACGUUAGCGUUCACGGUCGAGGCGGUGUUGCACGUCGCUCAUGCGAAGGCGCGCACGCGUCCUGGGCGGUAUCUUCGUAAGCAAGCAGGGCCCAACAGCAAAGGGGGAGAUCUUCCCCACUCGUUUCGGUGCUGACGCUUGAUAAACCGUACCAGUUCAUUGUGCCCAAGAAAUGGGGGUGGAGAUGCGCUUUGGAAUUGUCUGUGAAUUUCGUGGUUGUACCAGGUUCAUCAAGGAAGCUGAUUUGUCAAUUGGUUCGAAGCUGCACGAGGAAAGCAUAUGUAGUGUUCGCCCAAGCUCACACACAGCUGCUGCAGGCAUUCCUCCUUGGGUGGAGUGAACGGUUUUCCAGAUGAAAUGGACACCAUUAGGACUAUCUUGCCCAUACCGAGGUGGUACGUUUGUGUAGGCACGCGUUGGGAUUUCAUCGAAAAAGCUAGCAGGCCAUGGAAAGUACAGGGACAGUGUACUCUAGUUACCAUGUUCCCUGCAGGUUCCCUCAACAGAGUUCUUUGUGCAUGCGUAGAGACAGCAGUGGACGAGAGUAACAUUUGCGCCCUUGGACAUCAUGUCGGGAUCUACUUGUCGUUUCGCUUUCCCCCUCGAAUUGCCGCGCGGCGAAGGGGUAUCAUGGCCACUUUUUUCCUGACCAACGUCAGACGAACAGGGUUAGGUUCACCAAUGUGCAUACUUGCGCAAGCGUUGUGCACGGUAUGAUAGAGAGGAGGGGGGAGGUAUGCCGUGGUACGUGGCGCGCCAAGGGGCGCGGGAGCAGGUGUACUCACAGCCGUGCAUGUCGUAAUCGCCCGACCAUUGACCUCGCAUCCUGCAAUGCCGGGACGGAGCACGUCGGGUUUUCACCGGACCAAGGGGGCGGCGGCGGGGGAGCUUUUGAACUGGAGGCGGGUGCUUGAUAGUUACUAUGUUGAUGAGCUUGUAUACUAUUUAUUUUAUCUGGAGAAGACUUCUCUUCCAUCAUCGACCGCACGACUCGACUGCUCACAGAAUAUGCGUCUGUCUGCCUUUCGUAUUUGACGUCUGUAGGUAUGCCCGCUGGGCGCCAGAUUUAGCCUCAAUCCAUGUGGCAAUUACAGAGGUUAGGGGGAUGUGGAUGUUGUAAUUCUGUAGAUGAUUUCGACUGGACGGGCUGUUGGAUUGAUCCCCCGUUAGCUACGAUUGUUAGUAAUUCGCAGCCCCCCUCGACGAAGUCCCGUUUCGGAUGAGGCAGGGGCAGCGCUUCUCUUUCAUGUCAAUGUCGCACAACCGAUACCGCACAGGGCAUGGAAGCGCCACAAUGUUGAACCUCGUACCUCAACCCUAAAUAAGAGAAUGGGCCACAGGUGUUCCAAGCCAAAGGAGUAGGACCGGUGCUGCUGUUCUCUUCCGAAGGGAAAAUAUGAUCAUUGAUGUUGAUCUAGCUGCGAAGGUGCCGGAACUGAGCGAGCACAAUCUUCCCCCCGCCGUGCGCCGGCAAACCACUGGCGGCCGUGAGAACCAUACAGAAUCAUUUUUUCCUGGGCGUGACGUAUGUGAUCGGGAGUUCUUUCUGAAGAAGACCGUUACUUUUUUGCUAGCUCGUUGGCAAAAGGACAAGGGUUUCAAUUGAGGCGGGGGCUACCCCCGGGCUGGUGGUAGUGUGUACACUGCGAGAACCUACAGAGAUAUUUGUGUUUCGCUGCCGGCCCUUGCUCCGUACUUCGCACACACCGCAACCGCAAUAGAUACAAUACACACACCGUACGACCAUCUUUCGCCCCCCACGUCAUUCACUUGCUGCCUCCGACCUCCUCCUUUCUGCUCUUCUUUCCAUGAUAAAACUGCCAAAACCAGUCUACACAGCACAAACUAACUUGGGGGAGAUCGGGCCCCAGACAUACCACACACAAUACUACCAAUUAGUAAUGCAACAAGUACGAUGAUACACCAGGAAGUCCGUGCGCACGCAUUGAAGGAAUUCGGAAACUACAUGAACGAAACAGGGCAGAUCAAAACGUGCACCAUCGCGGCACCCACACGCACGCGCCCCUGUUUACACGACAAUAUUACCUCCCUCUACCCCCCCCCGGUGUUUGCC